Messenger RNA from Auxenochlorella protothecoides, 828 nucleotides. RefSeq names its product Origin recognition complex subunit 2. The coding region runs from base 1 to 828 and encodes 275 amino acids. The transcript has 6 exons. Gene Ontology annotation, molecular function: DNA replication origin binding. Gene Ontology annotation, cellular component: nuclear origin of replication recognition complex; nucleus. The record is from RefSeq and is a predicted model, not a curated record. Gene Ontology annotation, biological process: DNA replication. NCBI's taxonomy places the organism in Eukaryota, Viridiplantae, Chlorophyta, Trebouxiophyceae, Chlorellales, Chlorellaceae.
AUGUGGCAACAAUGGAGGGCUGGUCAUAGCCUCUUGUUUCAUGGGUUUGGCUCCAAAGCAGGUUUACUGGCCGAAUUUGCAGCCAAGUGGACCCUGGACGGCGCAUGCUUCAAUGUAAACGGCCUGCAGCCCGGCCUGACCUCUCAGCACAUCCUCGCAUGGGCCACAGCGGCUGCAAAAGGGUCCAAGCCUGCCCUGUAUCGUGCCUACAAGCCGGCUGACCUGAUGGAACUACUGACCUCCCCCGGGGGAAAGCGGGUGUAUGUCAUCAUUAACAACAUCGAUGGGCCAGGGUUGAGGGAUCCUACAUCCCAGCGCCAGCUGGCACUCCUCGCUGCCGUGCCAAACGUCCACCUGGCCGCCAGUGUCGACCAUGUGAAUGCUGCCCUCCUCUGGGAUCUCCAGACUCGGGACCGGUUUGCCUGGGUGUGGCACCACGUGCCCACCUACGCCCCUUACCUGCAAGAGGUGGUGCAUGCGGCCAUAGCCCCCCUGCUGGUGGGCAGGAGAGAGGAAGAGGCCAAGAAGGGAGCGCUGGUGGUACUGGCGUCGCUCUCCCACAACGCCCGGGAGGUGUUCCGCCUGCUAUCAGAGCAGCAGUUGGGUCCUGACGGCGAGCAAGGCAUCGCCUUUGACAGACUGUUCCAGCUAUGUCGUGAGCAGUUCCUGGUGUCGAAUGAGACACUGCUGUCCUCCUUCCUCACCGAGUUCCGUGACCAUGAUCUCUUGAAGGCCAGGAGAACGACGGAAGGGUUCGAUCUGCUGCACCUCCCUUUUGCACCAGAUCACCUGCAGCAGCUGCUGGAAGACCUUGUGUCUCUUACUUGA